UCGCGUUCGGCUGCAGAUCGGAACUAUCACUUGGAUCCUAUACGCAAGGCGAAGAAUUUGCUGGUUGUGCCUUCGAGAACGCGUUUUCAUUGGAUCGAAAUUAGAUUUACUGAAAUGUUGCCCUUUCGAUGGGGCAUGCUGAUUGGUGUGGUGCUUCUCAUAGCAUACACAAAUGGAGCGGCCAUAGAUCAAUCAUCUGUUGAUGAUGAUGCUGAGCUGACUCCCCUGACUGAUUUAGAGAGAACCAAAAGAUAUGUUCGGGGACAAACACAGUCUCAGUACUUAAACUUCGGUAAGCCCGAAGAGGAUGGCAAGGCGGAGGCUGAAGCUAAUGAAAAUGGGUCUCGUUCAACUGUUUCUGGAAGUCAUGGCAUGGGACAAGCACAGAGUCAGUUUUCUUCAGGAGAUUGCAGUGAAUGUUCUGGAUAUCCCAGUGCCAGUGGCAUAGCAGGUACUGGCGGCUCAUCUCUAUAUCCGAGUGGUCCUGGCCUCUCUGGUAGACCCGAUGCUAUCAUAAGUCUUCCUGGCACUGGAACCGGCUAUGGACAACAACCAGGCGGUAUUGGAACUCAGCCCGGAUAUGGACAAACUGGUGGUCAAACCGGUAGCGCUGGACAACCCGGUGUUGGUAGUCCGUCCGGAAUUGGUGGACAACCCGGCAUCGGCGGCCAACCUGGACCUGGAGGACAACUUGGUGGUGCAGGCACCCAGCAAAUUGGAAUCGGUGGAGGAGCUGCUGGAGGUCAACCAAGUGGCCAACCUGGUGUAGGAGGUACAGUUAGCCAACCUGGAACACAAUCAGGAACAGGUCAGCCAGGAGGGCCACCUGGCUAUGGAACCCAAGGAGGAAGUGGACAACCUGGAUACGGAACGCAACCAGGAGUCAGCGGUCAACCUGGAGUGGAAGGUACUACUGGUUAUGGCACUCAACCGGGAUCAAGUACAGGUCAGCCUGGAUAUGGAUCUCAGCCAGGAGUAAGUGGACAGCCUGGCGUAGGAACUCAACCUGGUUCAAUCGCCGGCCAACCUGGUUAUGGAGCUCAGCCAGGAGUUGGUGGUACUGGUGUUGCUGGAACUCAACCGGGAGCAGGAGCAGGUCAGCCAGGAUAUGGAACUCAGCCAGGAGUAAGUGGACAGCCUGGAGUAAGUGGUACCGGUGGAUACGGAACUCAACCUGGAUCAGGUUCAGGUCAGCCUGGAUAUGGAACUCAGCCUGGUGUAGGAGGUACCGGUGGUUAUGGAACUCAACCUGGAUCAGGCUCAGGUCAACCUGGUUAUGGAACUCAACCAGGAGUUGGUGGUACUGCUGGCUAUGGAACUCAACCUGGAUCAGGAGCAGGUCAACCUGGUUAUGGAACUCAGCCUGGAUCAGGAGCAGGCCAACCUGGUUAUGGAACUCAACCAGGAGUAAGUGGUACUGCCGGUUAUGGAACUCAACCUGGAUCAGGCGCAAGUCAGCCAGGUUAUGGAGCUCAGCCAGGAGUUAGUGGUACUGCUGGUUAUGGAACUCAACCUGGAUCAGGCGCAGGCCAACCUAGUUAUGGAACUCAACCUGGAGUAGGUGGUACUGCUGGUUAUGGAACUCAACCUGGAUCAGGAGCAGGUCAACCUGGUUAUGGAACUCAGCCUGGAUCAGGAGCAGGCCAACCUGGUUAUGGAACUCAACCAGGAGUAAGUGGUACUGCCGGUUAUGGAACUCAACCUGGAUCAGGCGCAGGUCAGCCCGGUUAUGGAACUCAACCAGGAGUUAGUGGUACUGCUGGUUAUGGAACUCAACCUGAAUCAGGAGCAGGUCAACUUGGUUAUGGAACUCAGCCUGCAUCAGGAGCAGGCCAACCUGGUUAUGGAACUCAACCAGGUGUAAGUGGUACUGCCGGUUAUGGAACUCAACCUGGAUCAGGCGCAGGUCAGCCCGGUUAUGGAACUCAGCCAGGAGUUGGUGGUACUGCUGGUUAUGGAACUCAACCUGGAUCAGGAGCAGGUCAACCUGGUUAUGGAACUCAGCCAGGAUCAGGCGCAGGCCAACCUGGAUACGGUGCUCAAACCGGUACCGGCGGAUAUUCUGGAACUCGUGGAGAUCAACCUGCCACAGGACCUGCAUAUGGAAGUCAACCUGGAUUUGGGGGGCAACCUGGCUAUGGAACUCAGCCAGGAACCGCUGGCCAGCCUGGAAUCAGUGGAGUUCAACCAGGAACAGGAGUAGGACAACCAGGGUAUGGAACUCAACCUGGUGUUAGUGGACAGCCUGGAAUUGGCGGAGGUCAACCCGGAACAGGGGUAGGACAACCUGGUUAUGGAACUCAACCUGGUGUUAGUGGACAGCCUGGAAUUGGAGGCGGUCAACCAGGAUUAGUUUACCCUGGUUAUGGAACUCAACCCAGUAGUGGUGGACAGCCUGGAAUUGGAGGAGGCCAACCAGGAUUAGUUUACCCUGGAUAUGGAACUCAACCCGGUAGUGGUGGACAGCCUGGAAUUGGAGGAGGUCAACCAGGAACAGGGGUAGGACAACCUGGUUAUGGAACUCAACCUGGUGUUAGUGGACAGCCUGGAAUUGGAGGCGGUCAACCAGGAUUAGUUUACCCUGGUUAUGGAACUCAACCCGGUAGUGGUGGACAGCCUGGAAUUGGAGGAGGUCAACCAGGAACCGGGGUAGGACAACCUGGUUAUGGAACUCAACCUGGUGUAAGUGGACAGCCUGGAAUUGGAGGCGGUCAACCAGGAUUAGUUUACCCUGGUUAUGGAACUCAACCCGGUACUGGUGGACAGCCUGGAAUUGGCGGAGGUCAACCCGGAACUGGAGUAGGACAGCAAGGUUAUGGAACUCAACCCGGUAUUAGUGGGCAGCCUGGAAUUGGCGGAGGUCAACCAGGAACUGGAGUAGGACAGCCUGGAUAUGGAACUCAACCUGGUGGACAGCCUGGUUAUGGAACACAACCCGGUGUUGGUGGACAGUCAGUUAUUGGGGGAGGUCAACCAGGAACUGGACAAAGACAGCCUGGUUAUGGAACUCAACCCGGUAUUGGUGGACAGCCUGGAAUUGGUGGAGGUCAACCAGGAACAGGAGUAGGACAGCCUGGUUAUGGAACUCAACCCGGUGUUGGUGGACAGCCUGGAAUUGGCGGAGGUCAACCAGGAACUGGACAAGGACAGCCUGGUUAUGGAACACAACCUGGGGUUGGUGGACAGCCUGGAAUUGGCGGAAGUCAACCCGGAACUGGAGUAGGACAGCAACGUUAUGGAACUCAGCCCGGUAUUGGUGGACAGCCUGGAAUUGGCGGAGGUCAACCAGGCACUGGAGUAGGACAGCCUGGUUAUGGAACUCAACCCGGUGGACAGCCUGGUUAUGGAACACAACCCGGUGGACAGCCUGGUUAUGGAACACAACCCGGUAUUGGUGGACAGCCAGGUAUUGGGGGAGGUCAAACAGGAACUGGACAAGGACAGCCUGGAUAUGGAACUCAACCUGGUGUUGGUGGACAGCCUGGAAUUGGUGGAGGUCAACCAGGAACGGGAGUAGGACAGCCUGGUUAUGGAACUCAACCCGGCGUUGGUGGACAGCCUGGAAUUGGCGGAGGUCAACCAGGAACUGGACAAGGACAGCCUGGUUAUGGAACACAACCUGGUGUUGGUGGACAGCCUGGAAUUGGCGGAGGUCAACCCGGAACUGGAGUUGGACAGCCUGGUUAUAGUACUCAACCCGGUAUUGGUGGACAGCCUGGAUAUGGAAUUCAACCUGGUGUUGGUGGACAAUCUGGAAUUGGCGGAGGUCAACCCGGAACUGGAGUUGGACAGCCUGGUUAUGGUACUCAACCCAGUAUUGGUGGACAGCCUGGAAUUGGUGGAGGUCAAUCAGGAACAGGAGUAGGACAGCAAGGUUAUGGAACUCAACCCGGUAUUGGUGGACAGCCUGGAAUUGGCGGAGGUCAACCCGGAACUGGAGUUGGACAGCCUGGUUAUGGUACUCAACCCGGUAUUGGUGGACAGCCUGGAUAUGGAAUUCAACCUGGUGUUGGUGGACAACCUGGGAUUGGCGGAGGUCAACCCGGAACUGGAGUUGGACAGCCUGGUUAUGGUACUCAAUCCGGUAUUGCUGGACAGCCUGGAACUGGUGGAGGUCAACCAGGAACAGGAGUAGGACAGCCUGGUUAUGGAACUCAACCCGGCGUUGGUGGACAGCCUGGAAUUGGCGGAGGUCAACCAGGAACUGGACAAGGACAGCCUGGGUAUGGAACACAACCUAGUGUUGGUGGACAGCCUGGAAUUGGCGGAGGUCAACCCGGAACUGGAGUAGGACAGCCAGGUUAUGGAACUCAGCCUGGUAUUGCAGGAGUACAACCUGGAGGUGGCAUAGGACAACCAGGGGUUGGGGGUAGCCAAAUUGGAGCUCCUGGACGUUACACAACUGGUCCUGGAGUUGGUUUACCUUCUAUUAAUGGCGUUGGUACCCCUGGUGGUGCAGGAUAUAGCGGAGCGACUGGUCUUCUUCCAAGCGGAGCGUCUGGUUCUGGUGGAGUGGAUGACGCUUUCUCACAGGCCGAGUCAGUAAUUGGAGAUGGUCAAGCAUCGGCCAGUGCACAAGGCAAGAAGAAUGGAGGUACAGCCAAUACGCAAGUGUCUGGCACCUACUCGAAGGGAAGUUCGUUCAGUGCAAACGCAAUGACUUCCGAUGGCGAUCGUUCAGCCAGCGCACAAGUUACAGGAAACGCUGAUGGGGCAAUGAGUCAGUCACAAGGCUCAGGAGGUCCUUCACAAUCACAAGCUCAAGUCCAACUUAAUAACAAGGAUGGAGGUACCAAAGCGUCUUCUCAGAGCGGAGGUCUCAUACACCAAAGCCAGAGCGAAGUGCAGGCCAACGAUAAGGGCGGAUUAGCUGAUGCUCAAUCCAGUGGACCUGGUCAAACUUCUUCGCAGGCGCAAAUCGGUUUCCGACCAGGUCAGGAUAACAACGGAGCAGCUGCCCAGGGUGGUGGCCAAGCAUCAGCACAAUCGGGUGCUCACUCUGGACAGAGUCAAUCGCAAAUACACGGCACGUCUAGCUUUGGUGUAUCAUACCAUGGUGCUGCUCAAUCUGCAUCAGGCACAAAAGAACAGGUUGCCACUUAUCGCGAGCAGAAUAGAGAGCUUUUCAAUACAAUCAGCCAGUUUGGCAACCCUGGCACUGCUGUGACCGAUCGCGUUGACGCCGUCUACAGUGGCCCAUCGCUUACAUCGGAAUCCGAUAGGAUUCCCGAACUACAGCUAAAAUCCACUAAAACGAGCAAGGAACAAGAUGACAAGACCAGUCAGCCCGAGCCUUCUUUAACGGAGAACGAAGAAGUAGAUGAAGGUGAGCUGCCCGAAGAUGAAUACGAUGAAGAUGACUACUACACUGAGCCUGCUAAGCCGAUUAAGCUGGAAGACUAUCCCGCAUCUGCUAGUCAAACGAAGGAUCAGCAGCCAGCUCCAUCAGCAUUAGCUCCAGCACCAACUUUAACCUAUUCUCAAUCCUCGCCCACACAAAAGCAACAGGCGGCUGUGCCGAAUUCGCCUACAGACGCAUACAAAGUGAUUCAGAAUCAAAAUGGUCGAGUCAACACUUAUCCCACCCGUACCACCACCGAAACGGUUCCAAGCGGCUUCCGAGGUACCGUUAACGUAGAGAAAAAGUUUCACACAAAAGCUUUAGAGUUGCAUAAGCCUAAGAAGGUUAACAUCAGUCUCGAGGAGGAGGAUGCCAAGCCAACUGAUGUUGUAGCCCAAAAGCCACGCGCCCCCGACAGUUAUGUAACUGUCACCAAGUCGGUGACUGGCAGCAUGGAUAACUCAAAGAAUCCGCCUCAGGAGAAUAAAAACUUCCAGUCCACAUAUUACACAAAGUCGUCGACGUGCGGCUAUUUCACAUUCUCUUGCAACAUUGUCUAUGGCGCCAAUGGACGCAGUAAGAUCUGUCGGCCUAAGGCGCCGGCGAACAGCAAGUGCUAGGAGUUCCGGAGAGGACUCAACACUUAAACAGUUAAAGUUAAUCACUAACCUGCUUU
This is a messenger RNA of Drosophila nasuta, 6017 nucleotides long. RefSeq names its product collagen IV-like protein pericardin (gene prc). The record is from RefSeq and is a predicted model, not a curated record. Gene Ontology annotation, cellular component: extracellular matrix. Gene Ontology annotation, biological process: larval heart development; cell adhesion involved in heart morphogenesis. The transcript is spliced from 10 exons. The coding region runs from base 115 to 5961 and encodes 1948 amino acids. Lineage: Eukaryota; Metazoa; Arthropoda; Insecta; Diptera; Drosophilidae.